Messenger RNA from Sapajus apella (tufted capuchin), 4852 nucleotides. Its product is annotated as cTAGE family member 9-like. Bases 942 to 2651 code for a protein of 569 amino acids. Gene Ontology annotation, biological process: vesicle cargo loading; protein secretion; endoplasmic reticulum to Golgi vesicle-mediated transport. Lineage: Eukaryota; Metazoa; Chordata; Mammalia; Primates; Cebidae. The transcript has a single exon. The record is from RefSeq and is a predicted model, not a curated record. Gene Ontology annotation, cellular component: endoplasmic reticulum exit site; endoplasmic reticulum membrane.
AAAACCGAUUUUUUAAAAGCUACUCUUAAACUAGUAAUAACAACAAAAUAUGCACAAAACAUCAACACAGGAAAUUACAAAAUGUUUGUGAAGGACACAAAAGAUAAUCUUAAAGGGGGAAAAUGUUACCUUCAUGAUGCAAAAAGGAAAUUUGUCCCAAAUCACCUGUAAAUAUAAUGCAAUUGAAAAUACCCAAAUGUCUCAGUGUGGUGGCACACUCCUGUAGUCCUAGCUACUUGGAAGGCUGAGGUGGGAGGAGCUCUUGAGUCCAGGGUUUUGAGGCUGUAGUGAACUGUGCACCACUGCACUCUAGCCUGGGUGACAGAGUGAGACCCUGUUUCUAAAAGCAAGCAAAAAAAAAAAAAAUAGCCAAAAUGAUUUUAUAAAUGAAACUUCACAUGUUGAUAGUAGAAUUCACAUAGAAGAGCAAAACGUCAAUAAUGGCCAAGGCAAUUUUGAAGAAUCAUAAAUUUGCAGUCUCUCCUUCCGAAAUCUUUGUAUUAUUAAAAAGCUAAAGUAAUUAACACAAUAUGAUAUUACCAAUAAAAACAGUUAAAUGGGGGUCAGGCCUGGACCUGCACCACCUCAAGAUGUAAAGUGUAACACGGGGGUCGGGGUGGGCAGCGUGGGCCUGUGAGACCUGUGGGUGUCCGCAUCGCGCAGCUCCCCCCAAGCCGGUUCCAUAUUGGUCUGCUCCAGUUGCUGCCUGUGGAUUCAGGUUCCAGACUGAAGGCUACCUGUUCUCCAGUGCCCUCCAGUGCCCUCCACCACCCCCUCCCCUGUCCACAGCUCCCCCCGCAGCCGGUUCCGCAGUGGUCUGCUCCAGUUCCAGACUGAAGGCUACUGAUUCCAAGUUCUGGGGUUACUGCGGCGACCACCACCACAGCCGUGGCGCUAUGUAGGAGCCCGGAGCUACCCCUCAGCCUUACUUGGGGCUGGUCAUGGAGAAGCUACCCAGGACUGUGGCGGCACUGCUGGAAAGUAUGGUAUCAAAUUCUAAUGGUUUUCCAUGGGAAUUAGUGAUAUGGGCAGGUGUUAUUGGAUUUCUUGCUAUUCCCCUUUUUUUCUGGAGAAGUUUUAGGUCAGUCAGGAGUCGGCGAUAUCUGGGAAGAGAAGAAAAGCUUGCUGCAGAGCUUUCUGAGCAAAUUAAAGAAAAAUGUGAACUGCUUGAAAAAUUUAGUUUUCUACAGAAAAGCUAUGAAGACUAUGAAAGAGAGUCAUCUUUACAGGACGUGAGCUUUGAGAAGAACGCAGCAGAAGCACAGAGUUUGGAGGAAACCUGUGAAAAGCUGAACAGGUUUGUUUCUGAAAUGGAGGACGAAAUACCGUAUCUAAAAAAAGAGUUACAAGAGGAGAAAUACAUACAUUCUAGACAACAUCAGUUGAUGGAGGAUAUUUCAGAAAUCAGACAGUCUCUAGGAGAUCUGUCAAAAUCCCUGAAAUCACGUGUAGCUGAAGCCAAAACGCCCUUGAACAUAUUUCAAAUGAAUGGCAAACAACUGAAGACAGCUAUAAAAGAUGCUUUGAAUGAAAAUUCUGAACUUCAGGAAAGCCAGAAACAUCUUUUGCAGGAAGCUGAAGCAUGGAAAGAACAAGUGAGUGAACUGAAUAUACAGAAAAUAAUAUUUGAAGACUCCAAUGUACACACAGAACAAGUCCUAAAUGACAAAGACGAUGACAUCAAGACGCUGACUAAACACUUGCUCAACAUGAAAGACUGGUCUGCUAUCCUUGGAGAAGACAUGAUGGACGAUCAUAACUCGAAAGUAGAAAUGAAGAGUGAGUCGGAAAGUGACGCUUCCUUAGCUGAUCCUCCAAAAGGAGCUUUGAAAAAACUGAUUGAUGCUGCUAAGUCAAAUGCUUAUUUAAAAAGUUUAGAAGGCGAAAGAAACCAAAUUUAUACUGAAUUGUCUGAAAUUGAUAAAACAGAGAAGCAGCUUAUGGGGCACAUUAAACAUCUUGAGUCAGAACAAGCAUCUUUGCAAUCAGAAAACACAGGUUUUGAAAGUGAGAAUCGGAAGCUUCAACAGAAACUCGAAAUAAUGACUGAAUUACAUGAAGAAACAACAAUGAGACUUUACAAAACAUUCACUGCAGAGGAAAAUAGCCAGUUAGAGAGACAAGAGAAACUUUCUAAACAAGACAAAAAGAUCAAUUAUACCACUGACCAGCUGGACAAGUAUAGAAAGCAAGCUCAACAUCUUGAAGAAGAGUUGGAAAGAAUGAUUCUUUCUUAUCAAGAGCAGAUUUUACUCCUUAAGAAAAAAGCACAUGACAAUUGGUUGGCAGCUCGGACUGCUGAAAUAAACCUCAAUGGCUUCAGGAAAGAAAAUGCUAAGUACAGACAAAAAUUAGCUGACACAGAGAGGAAAUUCAAAUUUUUACACAAAGAUCCUUCUGCAGUUGAUGUUCCAAACACAGGGUUUGGCAGAGAGCAUUACACAUAUGUUACCGACAUGAGAAGAGGAACUCCUUUUCCCCCACCUCCACCAGGAACCCUGUUUGAAGUUUCUCCACGUGAUUUUCCACCAAGCUAUUUCCCAGGUCCACCAUAUGCUCCAUUUGCAGUGAGGAAUGCCUAUCCACCCAGGGGUUUUCCUCCAAAUCUUCCACCAAGACCUGGAUUUUUUCCCCCAACCCCCAAAUAUUGAAGGUAAAAGCGAGUUCCUUGCAGGGUUGAUUCCAUCUUCUAAUGACCCUGCUACUGAACAAAAAUAAUUCUGAUUGAUCUCGAGUUCCCUUCAAGAUACUUCUGCCUUCCGAUAAGCCUGCUAUUGAACAUCCAAAACAACAGCAAGACAGCAGGCAGUCCUUGUGUUCUCCUCCAAAGUAGUUGUUACUGACCUUGAGUCUCCAUCUAGAUUGAUUCCAACUUAGAGUGAGCCUUCCACUGAACAUCUGACAUCACAACGACAAAGCUGGCAGUCUUUGUGUUCUCCUCCCAAGUAGAUGUGACUGAUCUCGAGUCCCCAUCAGGGUUGACUCUGCCUUCAAGUGAGCCUGACACUGAUCAUCCCUCAACACAGCAAGAAAGCUGGUGGUUAUGUUCUCCACCCAAAUAGUUCUAACUGAUAUCGAGUCCCUGACAGAGUUGACUCUGCCUUCAAGUAAGCCUGCCACUGAACAUCCGGCACCACAGAAAAGCUUGUGGUCUUUGUGUUCUCCUCCCAAGUAGUUGUGACUGAUCACGAGUCCCUGUCAGGGUUGAUAUCACCUUCAAGUGGGCCUGCCACUGAAUGAACAUCCAGCAGCACAACAAGAAAGCUGGCAGUCUUGUUAUUUUCCUCCCAACUGUUUGUGACUGAUCUCAAGUCCCCGUCAGGGUUGACUCUGCCUGCAAGUGAAUCUGCCACUGAACAUCCGGCACCACUGCAAGAAAGCUGGUGAUCUUUGUAUUCUCCUCUUAAGUAAUGUGAAUGAUGUCAUGUCCCCAUCAGGGUUGACUUUGCCUUCAAGUGAGCCCAUCACUGAACAUGCAGCAGCACAGCAAGAUAGCUGGUUGUUUUUGUGUUCUCCUCUUAAGUAGUGUGACUGACUUCCAGUUUCCUUAAGGGUUGACUUUGCCAUCAAGUGAGCCUGCCACUGAACAUCUGGCACCACAGCAAGAAAGUUUGCAAUCUUUCUGUUCUCCUCCCAAGUAGUUGUGACUGAUGUAGAGUCACUGUCAGGGUUUACUUUGCCUUCAAGUCAGCCUGCCACGGAAUGAACAUCUGACACCACAGCAAGAUAGCUGGCGGUUUUUAUAUUCUCCUCUCAAGGAUUUGUUACCUAUCUCAACUCCCCGUCAGAGUUGGGUCUGCCUCCACGUGAACCUGCCACUGAACAUCUGGCACCACCACAAGAUAGCGGUGGACACGACUGAUGUCAUGUCCCCGUCAGAAUUGACUUUGCCAUCAAGUGAGCCUACCACUGAACAUCCAGCACCACCGCAAGAAAGCUGGUUGUCUUUGCGUUCUCCUCUUAAGUGGUGUAACUGAGUUUGAAUCCCCUUAAGGGGACUUUGCCAUCAAGUUAGCCUGUCACUGAACAUCCAGCACCACAGCAAUAAAGUUGGCAGUCUUUCUGCUCUCCUCCCAAGUAGUUGUGACUGAUCUGGAGUCCCCAGCAGGGUUGAAUCCAACUUCAAGUGAGCCUGCCACUGAACAUCCGACACCACAGCAAUAAAGCUGGCGGUCUUUGUGUUUUCCUCUCAAGUAGUUGUGACUGAUCUUGAGUCCCAUUCAGGGUUGAUUCCACCUUCAAGUGAGCCUGCUGGUGAAUAUCCAGGACCACAGAAGGAAAGCUGGUGUUCUUUGUGUUCUCCUCCCACGUAGUUGUGACUGAUCUGGAGUCUCCAUCCAGGUUGACUCCGCCUUCAAGUGAGCCUGCCACUGAACAUCCUGCACCACAGCAAGAAAGCUGGCGGUCUUUGUGUUCUCCUCCCAAGUAGUUGUGACUGAUAUGAGUCCCCAUCGAGGUUGACUCCACCUUCAAGUGAGCCUGCCCCUGAACAUCCAGGACCACAGCAGGAAAGCAGGUGGUAUUUGUGUUCUCCUACCAAGUAGUUUUGACUGAUCUUGAAUCCAUGUCAGAGUUGAUUUCACCUUCAAGUGUGCCUGCCACUGAACAUUUGGUACCACAGGAAGAAAGCUCAUGGUCUUUGUGUUCUCCUUCCAAGUACUUUGCAUAGAUCUCGAGUCGCCGUCAUGGUUCACUUUGCCUUCAAGUGUGCAUGCCACUCAAUUAACGUCCGACACCACGACAACAAAGCUGGCGGUCUGUAUAUUCUCCUCCCAAAUAUUUGUGACUGAUCUCAAGUCCCCAUCAGGGAUGACUCCGCCUUCAAGUGAUCCUGCCACUUAACAUCUGGCAC